AUGUCUUUCCCCAACGAUGGAGUGUAUACUAUCAGAAACGUUGGCACAAACCUCAUGCUCGAUCUGACGAGCGACAGCACCAAUGAAGGCAACCAGAUUCAAGUCUACCCUAACAAUGGCACCGUGGCUCAACAGUGGAUGAUCAAGAGGCAAAAUGAGCCAGGGACCUCCAACAAAACUCUCAGCAUUCAGUCCAACAACAACGGCAACAAUGGAAAUGGAUGCUUUGCUACCGCCAAGGACGCUGCGGGAGAACCAGUCGUUUAUACUAGGCAGGCGUUUGUCGUCGAUCUUUGUGGACAAGCGGACAAUAGUUUCAAGUGA
Suillus bovinus is the source of this 324-nucleotide messenger RNA. RefSeq lists its product as uncharacterized. Bases 1 to 324 code for a protein of 107 amino acids. The record is from RefSeq and is a predicted model, not a curated record. Lineage: Eukaryota; Fungi; Basidiomycota; Agaricomycetes; Boletales; Suillaceae. The transcript is spliced from 3 exons.